UGGUAUUCAUAUCAGAAAUAAAUUAAUCUAAGCAAAAUUAAUUUGCCUCUAUUUUCUUCUACACCUGGCUUCUCAGGCCACGCCCAGGUAGUGUUUCAUUCAUAUUAAAUUAAACUCCAUUUAACAAACAGUUGCUACAAUCAUCCAUCAUUUCUGGCUCCGAUGCAGCAGCCCCGCCGCGAUGCGAUGGGCAAAGAAACCGAAAUCCUCUGUCGUCUCAUCGGGAACCAUCUCCAUCUUGCUCAAUUCGAACCCUUACGUGGCGUUCUCCUCGCUCUACGAACCCGAAACCGUGACCUAACUCGCCAUAUUCUUCAAUCCAUUGUCGCUAGAUCCGGUCGAUUCCCUAACGUCGCUUGGUCUCCAUCAUGUUCAUCUCCCGCUCUUCUCACCUACUUAUCAACUCUCGAAUUGCUUCAAUUGGACGAUGCUUCGUCGGUUUGGAAUUUUGAUUCCGAAACGCUGCGUUUACGUGCGGAGUUUCUGUUGUUAGUUCAGCAUUUGAUUGAUUUGGUGUUAGAGGAGGAGAUGGAAAUGUGUAGGAAAGUUUUGGACAGGGUUUUGGAGAUAGGUGUAAAGAGGUUGAGAGUUGAUGAUGAGGAUGAGGAUGGUGAAAUUGAAAGUAGUGAGAGUUUUGUUGAAGAAAGUGAGUUGAUGAGUUUGAGGAAGUUGGUUUUGGAUCGUGCUGAUGUUUUUGAUGCACUGAGUGGGAAUAUAGAGAAGCAGAUUGGACGGUGGGAACGUCAGGAUUCUGGUUUAGCGGUAAAAAGUGGUGAUGAUGCUUUGGAGGAAGAUGUUACUGUUAAGGUACUUUUUGGUAUACAGAAGAUGACUCAGUCUGUUCAUUUGGAUGCUAUUAGGGGGAGUGUUGAAGGUGGUGAUGUAGAAGGGGCAAUUUCUCAUUUACGUUUUCUUCAUUUUGAUUAUGGACUCGAUCAAUCUGAGUACCGCAUAGUUUUGAAAGAUCUCUUGAAGGUCAUUUUAUCAAGAAGUGACGACUUUGGGGAAUCAUGGCUUAUCAUGCGUAGCCAAAUGCUAAAGAUAUAUAGUGAAGCUCUUUCAUCGAAUUGCAGAGAUAUUGUUCGAAUGAUGCAGAGCAUUCAUGACGAGAUUUUGUCUGAAGAGGUCGAAAUGGAUCGAGUUCAAACUGACAAUUUCACUCCACGACCUCUUGUACGUCUUCAAAACUAUCUGGCAGAACUGAAGCCUGUUAAGAACUUAGAUGAUAAGACAUUAUCACUGAAUGAGGUGAUCAGAUCAUGCAAGACAGAGAUGUAUCAUUAUGCUCGUAUUUCUGGACUACAUGUUCUUGAAUGUGUUAUGGAUACUGCCCUGUUUGCUGUGAAAAGGGAGCAGCUGGAAGAAGCUAGCAAUGUCCUCCAAUUGUUUCCACAACUUCAGCCUUUAGUAGCUGCCAUGGGUUGGGAUUUAUUGGCUGGUAAAAUAAAAGCAAGGAGAAAAUUAAUGCAACUUCUCUGGACAAGUAAAUCACAAGUAAUUCGGCUUGAAGAAUCUUCUCUUUACGGUAAUAAAUCAGAUGAGAUGUCCUGUGUGGAGCAUCUGUGUGAUACUUUAUGCUAUCAGCUCGAUCUUGCCUCUUUUGUUGCUUGUGUGAAUUCUGGCCAGUCUUGGAAUUCAAAAUUCUCAUUAGUGCUUUCUGGAAAAGAACAAGCUGCAUUUAGUGAUGAAGACACCUAUUCUGAUCAUUUUGUUGAGAACUUUGUCUUGGAACGUCUUUCUGUCCAAACGCCUAUCCGGGUACUAUUUGAUGUUGUCCCAGGCAUAAUAUUCCGGGAAGCCAUAGAAUUGAUCACUAUGCAACCAAUCGCUUCUACUCUGGAAGCCUGGAAGAUGAAGCAAGAUGUAGAACUCAUGCACAUGCGUUAUGCUCUAGAAUCAAGUGUUCUUGCUUUAGGAGCAAUGGAAAGGAGUAUGUCCGAUGAAAUAGAAACUCAUCAAAAUGUGGCACUAGUUCAUUUGAAGGAUUUGCGGAGCCAUUUGGAUGGUAUUAGUAGUCUUCCACGCAAGAUUUUUAUGGUGAAUGCCAUAAUUUCACUGCUGCAUAUGGAUAGUAUCUCUGCCAAUUUGAUGCAUUGUGGAUCACGAGGGAGUGAUUCUAAAUCAUCCGAUGCAUCCUCUUCGGGAAAUAAUUGCUCAACUAGAAGUGAAGUGGGAAAUAAAAUGGUUAUAUCCUUCACUGGUUUGUUUAUUGAUAUACUGCGUCAAAACACUCCAUCAUCCGUGGGUGAAUUAGAAAACACAUUAGAUGGUGGUGUCAGCACAACCAGCAGACAGGCCCUCGAGUGGCGAAUGACAAUCGCAACCCGUUUCAUUGAAGAAUGGGAAUGGCGUUUAUCAAUUUUGCAGCAUCUUCUUCCAUUAUCUGAACGCCAAUGGAGAUGGAAAGAGGCAUUGACAGUGUUACGUGCAGCUCCCUCCAAGCUACUCAACCUUUGCAUGCAGAAAGCAAAGUUUGAUAUAGGAGAAGAAGCAGUUCAUCGAUUUUCAUUAUCUGCCGAAGACAAAGCAACCCUCGAGUUAGCUGAAUGGGUAGAUGGUGCCUGCAAAGAAGCAUCUGUAGAUGAUGUGGUGUCCCGUGUACAGGAUCUAGAUUUUUCCUCUUUACGCUCCCAAUUGGGACCCUUGUCUACAAUUCUUCUUUGCAUUGAUGUUGCUGCAACCUCUGCAAAGUCUGCAGGGAUGUCUCAACAACUGCUGAAUCAGGCCCAAAUUAUGUUAUCUGAGAUAUAUCCAGGGGGCUCUCCCAAAGCUGGCUCUACUUAUUGGGACCAGAUCCUUGAAGUGGGAGUCAUCUCUGCGUCACGACGUCUUCUAAAGCGCUUACAGGAGUUCUUGGAGCAGGACAACCCUCCAACACUGCAGGCAAUCCUGUCCGGGGAAAUUGUUAUCACAUCUUCAAAAGAGUCGUACCGGCAGGAGCAGAGGGAACGUGCUCUGGCUUUGCUACAUCAGAUGAUUGAAGACGCUCAUAUGGGCAAGCGACAGUUUCUGAGUGGUAAGCUGCAUAACCUUGCAAGAGCUGUCACCGAUGAAGAAACUGAACCAAGUACUACUAGAGGUGAAGGAUUGUAUUCCGAGAGGAGUGUUAUUUCCAACGGUGACAAGGAAAUUAUACUUGGGCUCGGCUUAAGAGUUGUUAAACCAAUACCUUUAAGUUCAGCUGGAGGAGAAACUGGCCUGCAGUCUUCUGGUUUUGACAUUAACGACUCUGGGAAGAUAAUAUUUUCUCCCUUGAGUGCCAAACCAAUGACAUAUUUAUCACAAUUCAUUCUUCAUGUUGCUGCAAUUGGCGACAUAGUUGAUGGGACCGAUACUACUCAUGAUUUCAACUUUUUCUCUGUCGUUUAUGAGUGGCCUAAGGAUCUUUUGACUCGUCUUGUUUUUGAAAGAGGCAGUACUGAUGCAGCAGAGAAGGCAGCUGAAAUCAUGGGUGCUGAUUUUGUACAUGAGGUGAUUUCUGCAUGUGUACCUCCAGUUUAUCCUCCACGAUCUGGACAUGGAUGGGCAUGCAUUCCAGUUGUUCCUUCGUUCCCUAAGAGCAGCUCUGAAAAUAAAGUACUUUCUCCUUCAUCUAAAGAUGCAAAGCCUAAUUGUUAUUGCCGUUCUUCAGCAACUCCUGGAGUCUCAUUAUAUCCUCUCGAGUUAGAUGUGGUGAAACAUUUGGCAAAAAUAUCCCCAGUGAGGUCUGUCUUGGCAUGUGUAUUUGGGAGUUGUAUACUGUAUGACAGCAGUAGCUCCUCAAUUUCAAGCUCCUUGAGUGAUGGAUUACAGCAAACUCCGGAUGCUGAUCGUUUGUUUUAUGAGUUUGCUCUUGAUCAAUCUGAAAGGUUCCCAACUUUGAAUAGAUGGAUACAAAUGCAGACAAACCUUCACCGAGUUUCAGAAUUUGCUGUAACUGCUAAUGAAACAGCGGAUGAUAGCAACCUUGAAGCAAGAUCGUCUGUUAAGAGAGUUCGUGAACAUGACACUGAAACAGAGUCAGAUGCUGAUGACAUUAAUAGCAGUACAAUCCCUGUAUCUCUGACAGACCUAAAUAGCCAAGGGAUUGAAGCUGCAGACCUCUGGCACGAUUCCUCAAAAUCUGAAGCUUCUCAACUUGAUACAACCGUUUUCCUUUCUUUUGAUUGGGAUAAUGAAGAACCAUAUCAGAAGGCAGUGGAACGACUAAUCGGCGAAGGAAAGCUAAUGGAUGCUCUUGCACUUUCUGAUCGUUUUCUACGUAAUGGGGCCUCUGAUCAACUUCUUCAGCUGAUCAUUGAGCAUGCAGAAGAGAUCCAUUCAAAUUCUUCACAGCGUCAAGGAUAUGGAGGACGGAAUAUUUGGAGCAAUAGUUGGCAGUAUUGCUUAAGGUUGAAGGACAAACAUCUGGCAGCUAGACUUGCCCUAAGAUAUGUUCACACAUGGGAACUAGAUGCUGCUUUGGAUGUUCUCACAAUGUGCAGCUGCCAUCUACCUCAGAAUGAUUCUAUUAGGGAAGAGGUUUUGAAAAUGAAACAAGCUUUGCAGAGGUACAGCCACAUACUAAGUGCAGAUGAUCACUAUACGAGUUGGCAAGAGGUUGAAGCAGAUUGCAAGGAAGAUCCAGAGGGGCUGGCACUUAGAUUAGCUGGAAAAGGGGCUGUUUCUGCUGCACUUGAAGUGGCAGAAAGUGCUGGAUUAUCAAUUGAUUUAAGGAGAGAGUUGCAAGGGCGACAACUUGUGAAGCUUUUAACAGCGGAUCCUCUUAAUGGUGGAGGACCAGCCGAAGCUUCACGCUUUCUUUCUUCAUUACGGGAUACAGAUGAUGCUUUGCCAGUUGCUAUGGGUGCAAUGCAGCUUUUGCCCAAUUUGCGGUCAAAGCAACUUCUUGUUCACUUCUUCCUGAAGCGAAGAGAAGGGAAUCUGUCUGAUGCUGAGAUUUCCCGGCUUAAUUCAUGGGCUUUAGGGCUUCGUGUGCUGUCUGUCUUGCCAGUGCCAUGGCAGCAAAGGUGCUCUUCCCUGCAUGAACAUCCUCAUCUGAUUUUGGAAGUGCUACUGAUGAGGAAACAAUUGCAAUCUGCUGCACUGAUAUUAAAGGAAUUUCCUUCUUUACGAGACAACCGUGUAGUUACUACAUAUGCAACUAAGGCUAUUGCUGUAAGUAUUAGCUCGCCUCCUAGGGAACAUCGCAUAACUGUCUCAGGUUCCAGACCAAAGCAGAAGGCUAGAGGUGCUCCGCCGAAGUUGUCUUUUUCAAGCAGUUUAAGUAACUUGCAGAAAGAGGCUCGGAGAGCAUUUUCAUGGGCUCCAAAAAAUGCCGUGGAAAAAAAUGCUCCAAAAGAUGUUUAUAGGAAAAGAAAAAUUUCUGGACUGUCUCCAUCUGAUAGGGUUGCUUGGGAAACAAUGACCGGAAUUCAAGAGGACCGUAUUUCAUCUUUUUCAGCAGAUGGACAAGAACGACUCCCUUCCGUUUCUAUUUCCGAGGAAUGGAUGCUUACCGGUGACCCACUAAAAGAUGAAAACAUCCGCUCAUCUCAUAGAUAUGAAAGUGCCCCUGACAUUACACUGUUCAAGGCAUUGCUUGCUCUGUGUUCGGAUGAAUCAGUCUCCGCCAGGAUUGCCCUUGACUUAUGCAUUAAUCAAAUGAAGAAUGUCUUGAGUUCUCAGCAGAUACCUGAGAAUGCAUCUAUGGAAACAAUUGGGCGAGCAUAUCAUGCCACAGAAACAUUUGUCCAGGGUCUAAUUUACGCCAAGUCCUUGCUGAGAAAGCUCACAGGUGGUAGUGAGUUUUCAAGUAAUUUGGAAAAAAACAGAGAUGCUGAUGACACGUCAUCUGAUGCUGGUAGCUCUAGUGUGGGCAGUCAAUCCACAGAUGAGCUAUCUGAAAUCUUGUCACAUGCAGAUGUUUGGUUGGGACGUGCGGAGCUGCUCCAAAGCCUUUUGGGAUCUGGGAUUGCUGCGUCUCUUGAUGAUAUUGCUGAUGGAGAAUCAUCUGCCCGUCUCCGUGACAGGUUGGUUGAGGAAGAACGGUAUAGCAUGGCAGUGUAUACCUGCAAAAAGUGUAAGAUUGAUGUGUUCCCAGUGUGGAAUGCAUGGGGUCAUGCAUUAAUUCGGAUGGAGCGUUACGGACAUGCCCGUGUGAAGUUUAAGCAAGCUCUUCAGUUGUACAAGGGUGAUCCUGGACCUGUGGUUUUAGAGAUUAUUAAUACAAUUGAAAGUGGCCCACCAGUUGAUGUUUCAGCCAUUCGUACUAUGUAUGAGCAUCUGGCUAAAAGUGCACCCACAAUCCUGGAUGAUUCUCUCUCUGCUGAUUCAUAUCUUAACAUCUUAUACAUGCCAUCAACCUUCCCCCGUUCAGAAAGGUCUAGACGAUCUCAAGUAUCUGCAAAUAAUUCUACAUAUUAUCGAGAUUUUGAAGAUGGUCCUCGGAGUAACCUGGAUAAUGUUAGAUACACUGAAUGUGUUAAUUACUUGCAAGAUUAUGGUCGUCAGCAUUUGCUCCGUUUUAUGUUUAAGCAUGGUCACUACCAUGAUGCUUGCUACUUGUUUUUCCCUCCUGAUGCUGUCCCACCACCACCACAACCAUCAAACAUCAAUGGAUUGUCUUCUUCAUCACCCCAAAGACUAGAUUCUUUGGCAACUGACUAUGGGACAAUCGAUGAUCUAUGUGAAUCGUGCAUUGGUUAUGGUGCUAUGCCUAUUUUGGAGGAAGUCAUUUCAACUAGAAUGUCUACAACUACAUCCCAGGAUGCAGGAUUUAAUCAAUAUACUGUUACAGCCCUUGCUCGUAUUUGCCUCUACUGUGAAACUCACAAACAUUUCAAUUAUUUAUACAGCUUUCAGGUAAUUAAAAAGGACCAUGUUGCAGCUGGACUCUGUUGUAUUCAGUUGUUUAUGAAUUCUUCUUCACAAGAGGAAGCCAUUAGACAUUUGGAACAUGCUAAGAUGCAUUUUGAUGAAGGGCUAUCUGCAAGGCACAAAGGUGGAGAAUCUACCAAACUUGUCACAAAAGGUCUUAGGGGAAAAAGUGCAUCUGAAAAGCUUAGUGAAGAAGGUCUUGUCAAAUUUUCUACUCGGGUAUCAAUUCAGGUUGAAAUUAUUAAAGCUUUUAAUGACUCAGAAGGACCACAAUGGAAACAUUCGCUUUUCGGGAAUCCCAAUGAUCCGGACACAUUUAGACGGAGGUGUGAAAUUGCAGAGUUUCUUGUUGAGAAAUUUUUUGAUUUGGCAUUCCAAGUGAUCUAUGAAUUCAAUCUUCCUGCUGUUGAUAUAUAUGCUGCUGUUGCUGCAUCUUUUGCUGAUAAAAAAAAAAGCACCGAAUUGACAACAAUCUUUAAACACAUCAAGGGCACAAUAGACGACGAUGACUGGGAUCAGGUAUUGGGUGCUGCGAUAAAUGUAUAUGCCAAUAAGCAUAAAGAACGCACAGACCGUCUGAUAGACAUGCUAACCAGCAGCCACAGGAAAGUUCUUGCUUGUGUAGUUUGUGGUCGUUUAAAAAGUGCAUUUCAAAUUGCUUCGCGGAGUGGAAGUGUGGCUGAUGUUCAAUAUGUUGCUCAUCAGGCACUGCAUGCAAAUGCACUUCCCGUGCUUGAUAUGUGUAAGCAAUGGUUGGCACAGUGCAAUGUGUAAUCUAUUGUUGUCAGAAUCUGUGAGCUAUCCAAUGUGGAUUUUUUGGUUUAUUGAUGCGCCAGAUGUCGAUAAAGCAGGAGCUAGAUCAUGGCCAUUAAUCAAGAAAAGUGGAUAAAACCAAAGCAAUGAGAAUAAGUAUUAAUCUAGAGACCUUUUGUUUCAUUGAUUUCAAAGCUUCUAGAUUUGUUGAAGCGGGUUUCUGUGAUCUGUGGUAUAUAAUCAUCCAAGUUGGUCCAACAUAUAUGUUUGGUACUGCUACGUAGCUAGGUUUGGAGGAUCGUAAAGAUAAAUCAUACCCAGCUUAAGCAAAAAUUGAUGUUUUUCUGUUCCUGGAUCUUAUUCAAGUACUGAAUUUAGGAACACCUGGAUGCCAACAACGACGAUGCCCGAAGGUUUUUCAGCCAGCUCAAUUUAUUUCUCUAUGAUAUAUUGCAUUGGAAAGGAGAAUGUAUAUUGUAAAGCAUAAUUUUAUUUUAUUUUUGACAAAACAUAGUAUGGAUGUUUUAUAGUGUAGAAUAUUUGUACAUGGAAUUUUGAGUGUGUCAAUGUAUCAUCAAGAAUAAGUUGUUGUAAAGAUGUCGUUAAAUUGAAUUUAUUUUGUGAAUAGUUUGAUUGAGUUUUA
This is a messenger RNA of Trifolium pratense (red clover), 8233 nucleotides long. Its product is annotated as protein DDB_G0276689. The transcript has 36 exons. Bases 163 to 7611 code for a protein of 2482 amino acids. Lineage: Eukaryota; Viridiplantae; Streptophyta; Magnoliopsida; Fabales; Fabaceae. The record is from RefSeq and is a predicted model, not a curated record.